Molecule: messenger RNA, 2757 nt
Organism: Coffea arabica (coffee)
Lineage: Eukaryota; Viridiplantae; Streptophyta; Magnoliopsida; Gentianales; Rubiaceae
Source: RefSeq, a predicted model, not a curated record
AUGCAGGACAUAAGGAAUCAGAUAAGUCAACUGGCCACCAAAGUUAACCGUUUGGAGUCCCAGAACCAAGGGAAGCUGCCAUCUCAACCGGAGUUGAAUCCGAAGAACGUGAGCGCCAUGACCCUAAGGAGUGGGAAAGAAAUUCAGAGGCCUGAACCUGUGAUUCCUAAGGACAAUGAUGAAAAGAAGAUCGAAAAUGAGCUCGAAAGGGAGGACAGCAAUGGUGCAGAUCAAAAGGUACUUCCUGACCCAAUAAUUACAGUUAAAACUAACCCGCCUCCUUUUCCUAACAGGUUGGAAAAAUCAAAGAAGCAGGAUAAGGAGAAGGAAAUCUUGGAGGUUUUUCGCAAGGUUGAGAUAAAUAUCCCCCUCUUAGACGCCAUCAAACAAGUACCAAAAUAUGCCAAGUUCCUAAGGGACUUGUGUGUCAACCGAAGGCGAUUGAGGGGGGAUGAAUGGAUUAUUGUUGGGGAGAAUGUGUCAGCGGUCCUGCAGAGGAAGCUUCCACCAAAGUGCGGGGACCCAGGUAUGUUUACUAUUCCUUGUAAGAUAGGUAAUACUGUGAUCAGAAAGGCCAUGUUGGAUCUGGGAGCAUCAAUUAAUGUCAUGCCUAAAUCUAUCUAUGCUUCUCUAAAAUUAGGUCCAUUGAAAGAAACUGAAAUUAUCAUUCAAUUAGCUGACCGAACUAAUGCAUAUUCUGAUGGGUUGGUUGAAAAUGUAUUGGUAAAAGUUAAUGAUUUGGUGUUUCCAGUUGAUUUUUAUGUACUGGAUAUGGAUGAUGAUCACUCCCAUGAUCCCUUACCUUUGUUAUUGGGUAGACCUUUUAUGAGCACUGCACAGACGAAAAUUGAUGUUAAUAAGGGUACCUUGUACAUGGAGUUUGAUGGGAAAAUUGAAGUCUUUGAAACUGAUGGCAAGGAUGAGUUGGAGGUGGCUUUAACCAAGCACCUCGAGUUGGAGACAACUCCUCAGGUGGAAUGGAGUGAGCAUUUAAAAUGCACAAUAGGUGCAUUACACUCAUUGCAGACCACCACGAAAAGGUAUGAAAUCUUACCUAUUUUUACUCCCGAGCCUCACCAGAGGGUAUUGUCAUCUGUGGUGCAGGCACCUGCACUGGAGUUGAAACCUCCACCAGAGCACCUGAAAUAUGCAUAUUUGGGUGAUAAUGAGACACUCCUGGUGAUUAUCUCAUCGACACUGUCAAAAAUCCAGGAAGAGAAAUUGAUCCGGGUCCUUCGGGAGCAUAAAGAGGCGAUAUACUGGACAAUCGCAGACAUUAAGGGGAUCAGCCCGGCCAUCUGUAUGCACCGGAUUAGGCUAGAAGACAAUGCCAAACCUGUUAGGCAGGCUCAAAGAAGGCUCAAUCCCCUCAUGAUGGAAGUUGUAAAGAAAGAGAUUCUAAAAUUGCUAGAUGUGGGGAUCAUCUUUGCAAUAUCUGAUAGCCCUUGGGGCAUAGAAGUUGACAGGGCUAAAAUAGACAUUAUUUUUGCAUUACCUUACCCCGCGAGUGUGCGGGAGGUGCGCUUUUUUCUUGGACAUGCAGGUUUUUAUCGAAGAUUCAUCAAGGAUUUUUCAAAAAUUGGAGCCCCAUUGUUCCAACUCCUACAAAAGGAUGUGACCUUCGAAUUCAAUGACAAAUGUGAGAAGGCCUUCGACAAGUUGAAAGAAUUGUUGACUUCACCCCCAAUCAUCCAGCCCCCUGACUGGAGUCUACCAUUUGAGAUUAUGUGCGAUGCCAGUGAUCAGGCCUUAGGGGCUGUAUUGGGGCAAAGAAUAGGGAAGGCAGCUCACGUCAUCUAUUAUGCAUCCCGAGCAUUGAAUGGAGCCCAGUUGAAUUACUCCACCACUGAGAAGGAGUUUCUUGCAGUUAUUUUUGCUUUAGAAAAAUUCAGGUCAUAUUUGCUAGGUGCUAAAGUAAUUAUAUUUUCUGACCAUGCAGCAUUAAGGUACCUAAUGACCAAGAAAGAUGCAAAGCCGAGACUCAUAAGGUGGAUAUUGCUACUACAGGAAUUUGACCUGGAGAUAAGGGACAAAAAAGGCUCAGAAAAUCUAGUAGCAGACCAUUUAAGUCGCAUACCAAUUGGGGAGGAUAAUGAGCCAUUGAAGGAUGCAUUCCCUGAAGAACAUUUAUUUUCCUUAAAUUCUCAAUUGCCUUGGUAUGCUGAUUUGGUCAAUUAUCUAGUAACGGGUGAUUUUCCUGCAGGUUGGCCAAAAUCGAAGAAGGAUAAAUUGAAAAGUGACGCCAAGUAUUUCAUCUGGGACGACCCGUACCUAUGGAAGAGAUGUGCUGACCAAAUAAUGAGAAGAUGUGUAAGUGAAGUGGAAUUUCAAUCAAUUUUAGCUUUUUGUCAUGCUUUUGCCUGUGGAGGUCAUUUUAGACCCAAGAGAACUGCUCAUAAGGUUUUGGAAAGUGGAUUUUAUUGGCCUUCAUUGUUUAAGGAUGUCUAUGUGUUUUGUAAGUCAUGUGAUCGCUGUCAAAAGGCUAAGGCCACUCGAACUAAUGACUCGAAAGUAGUUGCAGAUUUUAUCAGGUCUAAUAUUUUUGUGCGAUUUGGAAUACCUAGAGCUAUUGUCAGUGAUAGGGGGACGCAUUUUUGUAACAAAACCAUAGCUGCGUUGUUUCGCAAGUAUGGUGUACUCCACAGGGUCUCAACGUCAUACCAUCCUCAGACCAAUGGUCAAGCGGAGGUGUCGAAUCGGGAGAUUAAGUCCAUUUUAGAGAAAAUGGUGCGCCCUGAUAGGAAAGAUUGGAGCUAA